Molecule: messenger RNA, 705 nt
Organism: Rhodamnia argentea
Lineage: Eukaryota; Viridiplantae; Streptophyta; Magnoliopsida; Myrtales; Myrtaceae
Product: ankyrin repeat-containing protein NPR4-like
Exons: 2
Coding region: 1-705 (234 amino acids)
Source: RefSeq, a predicted model, not a curated record
AUGGAGCAUGUGAUCGAAUGGCCACCAAGAUUUGUAUCCCCAGAUGUUUCUGGAGCAGCUUUUCUUAUGCAGAGGGAGCUUCAGUGGUUUGAGGUACUUCAAGAGAGAAGUUUUGCCUGGCUAGAUAAUCCAUCGAGAGAAAAGCACGAGAAAACAUAUCGAGAAGCUUUUGUAGACAAACACAAGGAUUUGCUCAAAGAGGCGGGGCAAUGGAUGAAGGAUACAUCAUCAUCUUGUAGCUUCGUCGCGGCUCUCAUCAUUACGGUAGCUUUCGCUGCAGCUUUUACAGUACCUGGAGGCAACAACAGCGAUACAGGGAUCCCAAUCUUUCUGAAGAAAAGCUCAUUUAUGGUGUUCGCUGUUGCAGACGCUCUCGCUCUCUUCUCCUCUGUCUCCGCCACCUUGAUGUUCUUGGCUAUCCUAACUUCACGUUACGCUAUCGACGAUUUCCUCCGCUCACUACCAAGAAAAAUGAUAUUGGGCCUCACUUUUCUCUUCCUCUCUUUGGCCUUUAUGUUGGUGGCGUUCGGAUCUGCUCUUACGAUAGUCCUGGGCGAACGAUUGAACUGGAUUUACAUUCCAAUUACUUUGCUGGCUGCCUUCCCUGUCGUAUUGUUCGCAAUCCUACAGCUUCCCUUGUAUGUUGAAAUGGUCGAGUCCACCUACUGGCCUCGCCUCUAUCGUCCUCUGAAGCUUUGGAAAUGA